Messenger RNA from Sitodiplosis mosellana (orange wheat blossom midge), 1043 nucleotides. RefSeq names its product pre-mRNA-splicing factor Syf2. Bases 84 to 782 code for a protein of 232 amino acids. The record is from RefSeq and is a predicted model, not a curated record. Gene Ontology annotation, cellular component: Prp19 complex; catalytic step 2 spliceosome; post-mRNA release spliceosomal complex. Lineage: Eukaryota; Metazoa; Arthropoda; Insecta; Diptera; Cecidomyiidae. The transcript is spliced from 2 exons.
CAUGACAGCGAAUAAAUUAAUACGUUUAUAAUAAGCUCUACUAGCUGUCUCAAACAUAAAACAAGGGAAAAAAUAUUUUUAUCAUGGAAUCUUCUGGUGGUGAAAGUAGCAGUAUGAGUGCAGCUGAGAAAGCAAAAGAUCGCAUGGAGCGUCUGCAUAAAUUACAUUUGUUGAGAACUACAGCACGUAAACUGAAUCAUGCUGAAGUAGUUGCAGAAGAUGCUCGCAACAAAUUGCCAGCCAAUUUUGAGGCACGGCAGAGACAGGCGGAUUGGCUCGCCGCAAAUGAGAAGGGUAGAGCUGAAGCAGCGGCAAAAGGACUGGAUUAUGAUCGCAUAAAGCUACUCAAUGUAUCGGCAGUUGAAGCUGCAAACAAUGAGAAAAAGAAGCGCAAAAAGAAUCCAGAUCCAGGCUUCACAGACUACGAAACGUUGACCGCUAGGCAAUAUAAUCGUCUUGUAAAACAGUUUCCUGAACCAGAUAUGGACAAAUAUCAAAAUAAACGACAACAAGUUGGAGACGAAAUAUUCUACGGUGGUGCUCAUACGAUAUCACAAGGAACACAUAAAGAUACACCGCAGGCCAUUAACAAUAUGGUGAAUGAUUUGGAACAGCAAAUUAUGAAGCGCAAAAGCUUCUCGAGACGACGCACUCACAACGAUGACGCUGAUAUCGAUUACAUCAAUGAGAAGAAUGCUCGUUUCAACAAGAAGCUGGAACGUUUCUAUGGCGAACAUACAGCAGAAAUCAAACAAAAUUUAGAAAGAGGAACGGCCAUUUAAUAUCGUUGUUUUUCCUUCUACCAUAUAGAACUUGCAUCUUGUUUCUUCAAUAAAAAGCGAUUUAGGGAAAAUUGACUAGCAUUUUUCAAGAUGAAGGACAAGGUUCAAUGUUUAAUGACACCAUUUUAAGCUGCACACAUAAGUUUUAUGUAUCUUAAAUACUACGCAGUUACCAAUGUGGUUUGGUGGUUGCGCUUGAGUUUUACAUAAAAAUGCGCCAAUUUAAUAUAGGACAUAAAUAAAUUGAAAAUAAGAAUACAA